This is a messenger RNA of Anoplophora glabripennis (Asian longhorned beetle), 2674 nucleotides long. RefSeq names its product transmembrane channel-like protein 3. Bases 93 to 2495 code for a protein of 800 amino acids. Gene Ontology annotation, molecular function: mechanosensitive monoatomic ion channel activity. The record is from RefSeq and is a predicted model, not a curated record. NCBI's taxonomy places the organism in Eukaryota, Metazoa, Arthropoda, Insecta, Coleoptera, Cerambycidae. The transcript is spliced from 16 exons. Gene Ontology annotation, cellular component: plasma membrane.
UCUUAUCUUUCUCUUGUAAAUAACUCUACUUUUUGUUUAUGUGAUAUUAAAGUUUAAUUACAUUUUUGCACAUUAAUGGAAUAUUCGAUGAGAUGGAUAAGAAACCGGUGUAUUAUCAACGGACACCGUUAUGGACGGCAUCAUUUGGAGUCGAUGAAACUCAAAGGGCCCCAUCUGUGGGUGGUUUGAGGGCAGCUUUUAAUCAGCGCAACAACAUCCCGAUGGAUAAUGUUCAGCCCAAAAACGUUGAGGAUGAUAACUUGGAUAAUAAUUACUUUGAACAUGUGGAACUUGCCCCGAUGGGGGAACAAAAAAAUGAAAGUGAUGUUGUUAGUUACACGAAUAGGUUGCACUCGAUACAUAGAAAUCGGUUGAGUAAUAAUAAGAGAGGUGAUUUAGAAAAGUCAUUAGAUGCAAGAACUGGCGGGGUGAACGGUAGGACGUUGAAAUGGCCUAGAGCAACAGGUGAUAUGGCGGAGUUGAUUGAAAAUCACGCGGAGCUGAUCGUUGCCAAAAUGGAGCAGGACGCUUUGUUAAUGGAAGACUCCCCCACUUCUGAGGAACUCAGAAGGGAGGCGUUGCGGGAUAUGCCCCAAAGUCUGACCUUGAAAAGGUGCGUGAAAGAGAAGCUGUCGAAAUCCGUCAGCCAGAAAUCGAAAAGGAAACCCUUGGGAUGCUUCAAAAUGUUCAAGUAUAGGAUGAGCAUUGGUGUUUCGAAGUUUAAAAUAAGCAUGAAAAACCUUGCGUACACCUUCGAGCUGUGGUAUGGUACAGUGAAGCAGAUUGAGGGCAAUUUUGGGUCGGGUGUGGCGAAUUUCUUCAAAUUCUUGAGAUGGAUAUUCAUUUUGAACGCGAUUAUGGCACUCGUAUCAUUUUCUUUUAUCGUCAUACCCCAGAUAAUCUUCACGGUAAGGAACGGUACUCUUUUCGACGGUUUCGACGUAGAAGAUAUCUUCACCGGAGAGGGAUACCUGACAAACAGUUUUCUUUAUUAUGGUUUUUAUACAAAUCUGACUAUUACCGAAGCAACUCUGCCCUAUCGCAUACCCGAUGCUUAUUUUUAUACCAUGGUUUGCCUGUAUCUAUGUUGUUUUGCAGUUUUAAGUAUUAGCGUUGCCCUGGAUUACCGACGCAGUUUCAUCGAAACCGAAGGCGGCUUAAAGUACGUCUUUGCUCAAAAAAUAUUCUGCGGCUGGGAUUACAACAUCGCGACGGACGAUGCCGCGCUGCUCAAAUCACGGGCUAUCUACAACGAUCUGAGGGAGUUGCUGUACGACGUUAUGUACGAGUCACACGAGGACCCGUUCAUUGUGAUAUUCUGGACCGGGACUAUGCAGGUGAUGAUGAAUAUUUUGGUGGUGCUGUCGCUGGCCGGCAGCGGUUAUUUGAUGUGGUUCUUAAUGGACAUGGCGAUGAAGGAACAUUGGUCCUCGAUGUAUUCCGCGAUAGUCGUUAAUCUUAUUAUGACGCUGUUGCCUAUCGUCUUCAGCUGGGUGAUCAAUUACGAAGGCUACAAAACCCCAAAAACAAAACUGUUUCUCACUCUCGUCAGGACGUUUGUCUUGGGAUUUGUCAUAAUCGGAGUCCUAGUUACGUUUUGGUUAAAAAAUCCAGACGGAGAAUGUUGGGAAACAUCAUUAGGCCAAGAGACCUACAGACUGAUUCUAUUCGAUUUCAUAUUCUCCAUAAUAGUUUUACCUCUAAUCGAUCUAGUUUCGUAUUGCUUUUGCAGGUUAAUGGGAGAGGGUCAGCUACAUUUCGACAUUGCGCGCCACACCAUGCAAAUCAUCUACAACCAGACCCUAUUCUGGGUCGGAUUUUUCUUUUCGCCGUUCCUCGCUGUUAUAAUAGUGGUUAAACUCCUAAUAAUGUGGUACGUGAGAAAAACCAUUGUACUGAAAUUCUGCAGGCCCUCUUCGAAGACCUGGAGAGCGGCACAAACCACCACGUGGUUCUUAAUGAUGUCGUUCCUCAGUUUGUUGCUGGUAAUGGGCCUUUUAGGGUACAUCAUAACAUCGACGCCUACUACCAACUGCGGUCCGUUUAGAGACUACGAUUAUGUCUAUGAAAUCGUCACGUUCGGACUCUUACAAUUGAGGGAACACAGCAAGGUUUUGAACAUACUCCUCUUUGUCACCAAGCCAGGUUUUAUCGCAUUAGUUUUGAUAGCGUUAUGUGGAAGAGUGUAUUACAUCAGAGCAAAAGCACAAGCGCAGCGUGGUAUCGUCGCAAUUUAUAGAGAGAUGCUGGUGUGGGAGGCGCGAGAUAAAGAGUUUUUGCUGCAGAAAAUAGCUUUAGUCACAAAAGGCGAAUGGAAGUACAAGCUUCAGGAAGGCCGCGAGCACAAUCCUAUCACUUCCCAAAAGGGCGCACCGAGGUUAAAGGGAUUACAAGGCGAUUUCAUACGAGAGCCAUCCAGAUCUUCACUCACUUCAUCUGCUGCGGGUCCAUCUGACGCGGAUAACGAUUUUUCUAGCUACAAGAAGAAUUCGUAGAGAACAAAAACGAUUUAGUACUAGUCAGUAAGUCAUUUUUUUAAGUUCGUUAGUUCUGUGCCUUCUCAUGUCGUGCCAAGUAUGAAAGUGCAAUAUCUUUAUCUUUAAAUUUGAAUUUAUUAAUAUUAAUGUACUCUCUAGUCAAUAGGUGAAAAUAUUUAGUGUUAUACGAAGUUAGA